Molecule: messenger RNA, 905 nt
Organism: Ipomoea triloba (trilobed morning glory)
Lineage: Eukaryota; Viridiplantae; Streptophyta; Magnoliopsida; Solanales; Convolvulaceae
Exons: 3
Coding region: 16-702 (228 amino acids)
Source: RefSeq, a predicted model, not a curated record
UUAAAAAUAAGUAUUAUGGAUAGAAGUUGGAUGUAUCGAAGACGAACUCAACGUGGUGAUCUUAAUCCAGAUUUUGUAAAAGAAUUGGAAACAUUUAUUCAGUUUGCAUGUAGUAAACCAGAUUUCAUGGAUGGAAGUAAAAUUCGAUGUCCGUGUGUAAAAUGUCAUCACAUCAAAUUUGAAGAAGCUGAGAUUGUGAGAUAUCACUUGUGUAAAUUUGGCUUUGUGCCAAAUUACUUUGAGUGGAAUAGGCAUGGAGAAAUGUCAAGUAGUAUCAUCGAAGAAAUAUGCACAAAGCGUAAUGAUGUUUGGAAUUUUGAAGACAAUAAGAAAAAGUCAGAAUUGGGUAAGAGAAAUAAAGGUGGGAUUGUUUUAGAUGGAGUUGCCCAAUCAACCCAUACCACAAGAUCAACACUUCAUCCCAAAGUUGUCAUUCAACAAGAAGAGCAAGUCUGUCCUCGCCCAUUUUAUUUUGAAUUAUCAAAGCGUACACAUACCAAAAAACAUGAUGUGCAAUUCAUAGUUGAGAAAGACAAACAAAUUCAUGAGCAAGUUGAAUUGCAACGGGGAAUUUUAACACAAAAUGGAGAGGAUAUAGAUGAGAGUCAAUUGUACUAUGAUGUGGUUGGCAGGCAUGAUAAGAAAAGAAGAGUUUAUGAACUUGACUCCAAAUCACAGCAAUCAAACAAUGAUGGUAUUUAGAAUUUGAAGACUUCUAUAUUUCUUAUGCAACAAAGAUUAGAUGCUCUUGACGGUGAGAGAGUUGGCACUUCAUCAUCACCCUCAUCGCAACCAUACUGAAAUUGAUAUUGAUUUUAUUUUAUAGAUUAUUAUAUUAUUGUUUAGGCAUGAAUUUGGCAUUAAGUACAACAUUAAGUUUUUUGAAUUAUAAAGUAGUACUCCAU